Messenger RNA from Cotesia glomerata, 2761 nucleotides. RefSeq lists its product as uncharacterized. The record is from RefSeq and is a predicted model, not a curated record. The transcript has 2 exons. NCBI's taxonomy places the organism in Eukaryota, Metazoa, Arthropoda, Insecta, Hymenoptera, Braconidae. Bases 454 to 1323 code for a protein of 289 amino acids.
GAUAAUUGUAGUAUAAUGUAGGGGAUAUACACGCACACAUUCAUACAUGGACACAUAUACACAAGUCAAACCUCACACACUGUACACCAGUGGAGGCAACUCAACUAUACAAAAAUUACCGACUGAGACCUUCUCCGUACGGUUGGCAGUUGAAUUAUUAUUAUGAUUACUAAGCUAACCAUUAAAUAUAUAUAUACAUGUGAUGCUACUUUAAGAAUAAAAUAACUAAUUAUUUUUGUAUUACUAAUUGAGAAUUGUGAUUAAUAAAGCGAAGGUUGCUGCAUACACGCGUUAAUAAUUAAUUAUAUAAAUAAUAUAAAUAAGUGGAGUAAAAUAUAUAUAUAUAUAAACCCCCACAAUUGGUGACCCCGAACGCUUGAUAAAAUUCAGCAACAUUCCAGCGACGCCAGUUUGUAAUCAUCAAUUCAGCAUUACCGCCAAAAUUCACAAUCAAUGUCAGUGAUGCAUAGUCCUCCGCUUCUCAACUUGGGGAAUUCCCUGGAGGAUACAACAAAAGACGAAUCAGUCAAGAAUAAUAACGGUGAGAAGGAUAUGCCAUCGUUAUCUCCGCAAGAUACGACGAGUAACGAGCAUACGAAGACCCCGGAAAAAACACAAACUGGAAAUAGCAAGGAGCAACCACCAGCUAGCAAUUGGUUCCACCCUACAAGCUAUUAUCAUCCAAUGUAUCAACAAUAUCCAGUUCAGACAGGUAUGCACAUUCCUACUUCAAGCAGGAGCAACGAGACUCCCAACUUGAACGCUCAAACGUACAAUAAUGGUUUAAUUACCUACGCGUACCCUCCAAUGAACUACCCGGGAAAUGGUCCACCGAUGCAAAACAUGCAACCUAGACAACCACCACCACCAGCUCUGAUCCCACCAGGAUUACCACAGCCACGACCACUACCAGCUGGCAACUGGCAAAACACGGCUCAACAAACAAGUGUUCCACAACUUAACCUCCCACCGAGACCAGCAAGGUUAGAAAGAAACGACCUCCCGCCAUUCUGGCCUCAGCACGCCAAGUUAUGGUUCAGCGCAGCAGAGUCAGCCUUCUCCAGCAAAGCAGUGGUAGAUGACGACGAAAAAUUUAGAGCAGUAAUUACCAAGCUCGAGCAAGAACAUCUUACUGCAAUCGAGCAACUGGUAACCAACCCACCAGGACAAAACAAAUACCUGGCAAUUAAAACUGCACUGAUAAAUCACUAUUCAUUAUCUCGGGAAGAGAGCUUUAGAACUCUCGUAUCCGGACUGUCAUUAAAGGUCGACGACCUUCGGAACUUUAUGCUGAAAUGUGCAGGCUCGCAGGCAACGCAGUAGGUCCAGAAUUCAUCAGAACCAUGUGGAUGGAUCGAAUGCCUAAAGACAUGCAGAUGAUCUUAUCACUCGCCGAGACUCUGGACAGCAGCAUACUACUUGAAUUAGCUGACAAAACAAUGUCACUAUGCGACAAAAAUGCUAACCCACAAGUAGCCGCAAUAGCACGAAAUCCACACAAGGAUUGCGACGAAAAAUUCCAAAUUCUUACAAAAGAAAUGAAAAAUCUGUCAACAAAAAUCGACAGCUUGGUCGGUGCUCAGAGGAAAUCUCGCAGCAACUCCCCACAUCCCCAGGGAAGUAACUCUCGAACCAACAGUGCUGAUCGAGCACCCAAGCUUUGCUUUUAUCACAAAAAAUUUGGAGCACUAGCAUUCAAAUGCGUGCCUAAAUGUUCCUGGAAUGAGAACCAGGGAAACUCUCAAAGCCAUCAAUAGACGCGACGGCUACGGAUGGCGAAACAAAGUCUCGUCGUCUGUUCUUAUACGAUAAGAACACAAAAUCAAGUGUCCUUAUCGACACAGGAGCUGAAAUAUCAGUCAUUCCUCCAAGUCUUCAAGAUUUAAAAAAUACAACUUUACACACUCUGUAUUCAGUCAACCAAGAACCCAUUCAUACCUACGGGGAGAGGAUGGUCACAAUGAACCUAGGUCUACGUCGACCCAUACAAUGGGCCUUCUGCAUUGCUGACGUGCCGUAUCCUAUCAUUGGAGCUGACCUUCUUGGGAGUUUAGGAUUCGUAGUAGACAUUAAACAAGGUCUACUCAUCGAUCCUGAGACUGGAACAAAAGCGAAAGACAUCCUAAAAGAAUUUCUCGAGCUGCUGGGAAAUCCUUCUAACAAUAUAGCAGCGAAAAAUCCUGUUAGACAUCAUAUUAAAACCACGGGACCGCCAUGCGCACAGCGCGUUCGACAGCUCCGCCCAGAGCUACUCAAAAAGGCCAAGGAGGAAUUUCAAAUAAUGCUUGACAUGGGCAUUAUGAGACCCUCCAGCAGUCAAUGGGCCAGCCCGCUACACAUGGUGCCAAAGAAAAAUGGUGAUUGGCGACCUUGUGGAGAUUUUAGAAAACUGAACGAACGAACCGAGCCAGACCAGCAUCCAAUUUCAUUAUUAACAGAUUGCACUCGGUUUUGGCAGAGAAAAAAUAUUUUCUAAGGUCGAUCUCAAACGAGCGUACAACCAUAUACGAGUAGCCGAAGAAGACAUACCUAAGACGGCUAUAAUCACGCCAUUUGGACUCUUCGAGUCAGUCUACUUACCCUAUGGUCUACGAAACGCAGCUCAGUCUUUCCAGAGACACAUCAAUGAAGUUAUUCGAGGACUAAAAAAUGUCUUCGCUUUCAUCGAUGACAUUUUGGUCGCAUCCGAGACCGAAGAAGAACAUGAGGAACAGUUACGUGCACUUUUUAAACGACUGAAACAGUACGGCUUGUGCAUUAA